UCAUGAAACAAGCGCCGCCGACGCUAAGCGGAAAGAAGACACGUAGAACGCCUCCGCACCGUGUUUCGCAAAGGCGCCUCGCGAAACGCAGCCGUCGCUCUCGGAAACGAGCGCCGCUGCGAAACUAGGGAGGGGAAACGCAGAAACCUCCGGCCGUCGCUCACGGUGGGCGCCGCUCUCGUGAGUCCGUCACAAAAUGCAGCCCUCCCGGAAACAAGAGCUGCUGCGAAGCUAGGAAAGGCGCAGAAAAAAGGAGAGUUUUGGAGGAAUCAAGGGGCGAGUGGGGAGAGGAAGCGCAGCGCAAAAGACCAGGGAGUAAGGCGGGAAAGGGGUGGGUGGUUGCGAGGAGCAGUAUUCGGGUAGCUCCUGCCGGCCGCAGAAGGUAAUGCGUGUUUCGUUUUGGGAUUCUUGCCUUAGUUUUUUGUUCAAAAAGGGAAUAAAGCAAAACUAGCUAUGGCUCUGGCGCUGCUGCUGCUACCCAGGAGGAGCCGAAGUUUGCUGCCCCUUGCAGGGGACCUGAGAGGAGCCGUUGAUCUCUGCAUGAUCAGAGGUAUGGGACGUCUCCUCUGCCAUACUGACCAGCCAUCAGCCACUGACAGCACCACAGGAGAAGAAAAAUAUUACCCAUUGUAUCCAGGACACAUCCCCACCAGUCCUCUGCAGAAAGGCCUGCUGGCAGCUGGCUCAGCGUUCAUGGCUCUCUACAAUCCCUACCGGCAUGAUAUGGUGGCCGUCCUCGGGGAGACAACAGGGUACCUCGCUCUGAGAAACCUCAGGGAGAAGAUGAGGAAUGACCCAGAGGGAUAUCGGAUCCUACAAGAACGGCCUCGGAUACGCCUCUCCACAUUAGAUAUCCGUGGACUUCGGGGGCUUCCAGACGGGACCUUUGGCCGAGAGUAUGUCCGGUUUUUGGACGAUAAUAGAAUCUCUCCAGACACCAGGAUGCCUCCUAAGUUUGUAGAUGAUGAAGAAUUGGCCUAUGUGGUCCAGCGGUAUAGAGAGGUCCAUGAUCUGAUGCACACCCUUCUUGGCAUGCCCACCAAUAUGCUCGGGGAAGUCGUGGUAAAGUGGUUUGAGGCAGUCCAGACUGGCCUGCCCAUGUGCAUUCUGGGAGCAGCAUUUGGCCCACUCCGCCUUAACGCCUGGAAGCUGCGUGUUCUGACCACUGAGCUCAUCCCAUGGGCUGUUCGGAGUGGAAGCAGCGUCAACUGCAUCCUGAAUUUCUAUUACGAGGAGCGCUGGGAACAAACCAUAGACUCUCUUCGUCACGAAAUCGGUAUCCUGCCACCUCCGGCAAUUCCGGUGUAAAUUUCUGCUGGGGAAAAUGGGGGGAAAGUCACUGGCAGGCAUUGAAGAAGCAGUAGAUGAAGUAGAUUUAGGGUCUCAGAAGUUAAACCACAGCUUGCCUUGGAUCAGCUGAGCAGCCACGGUUUGGCCAAGCAAAAAGUUUAUUAACUCAGUUGGCAGCAUGUUCUGCAUUUUCCCUGCCACUCCAAGCAGGUGAUUUAAAAUGGUAAGACAGUGUUUUAAAGCACAAAGCCUCUUCAGUCAUUUAAACAGCAGUGAAAACACUGGGAGGAAGGAAAUUUGAAACCCUGAAAACUCCGGCAGAGAAGAGGCCUGAAACGCUAAAUGGUGGAUUGUACAUAAAUGCACAGCAGCCCAGCAAGGUGGAUUCUUGGCAUAUUCCCGUUUGAUAGACCAGGGCUGGGAUAUUUGCUGCCUGCAGUCCUGAUUAGGCCCAUCUUCCUGACACCUGAGGUCAGAUGGUGCAGUAAGGGUGGGACAUACUAAGAGCACGUUUCAGCUCAUCUGUAGUGCCUGCAAAGCCCCUUUCCCAGUGCAGUGCCGGAUAGUGCUUUGAGAGGGGCCUCUAAAGACUGGUUGUUUUAUCAUCUGCAGGGGUCUUCAGAAGCCCCAUUCAAAGCACUGAGUAAAAUAGUGUUCUGAAAGGGGCUUCAAAAGGCCCCUGUGUGCCGAAAGCUCACAGUUGACCAGUGGACUAGGCACGUCCCCCCACUCCUGCCACAGGCAGAACUGAGGCCGGGUGAAUUUAAAGCAGCAGUGGAGAACCUUUUGCAGGCCAAAGGUCUCUUUGUCAUGGGCAACCUGUUCCAGUGGUAGGCGAUGCCAGAGGCAAGUGGGCGGAUCGAUGGAUGUGACCGCUGCAAGAUACUCUGCAUUCCAGCCUCACAUGUCUCCACCCAGGCAAGCAUGAGACAUUAGUUAACACAGUUCCAGGACACAUUUCAGUCAGGUAAAAACAUGAAAGGUCAUUUCAGGGCAGGGCUGGUGAGGUGCAGCCUAGGGGGUGGGGGCCAGUGGUAUCACAUUAUGCUCCUUUGUCUAAGAUUCUCCACCCCUUGAGCUAAGGCUACAGGGUGAAUUCUGGACGAAGAGGGCUUUAAACCAGGGUGUUACCAGGAUCCAGAUAUUUACUCCCAGUGGACCUCUAGCUCUACAUCAGUGGGGCUUGUUGCUGCAGUGAAUACAGCUGAAACUACAGAUAUUUGCAAAUCAUCCAACCAUCUAUUGUUUGCCUACUCCUGGGCUACCAGGGUGGUUGAUCUCUCUCUCUACAAACCGCCUUUGGGUGAAAGGAAUGAAGAAUGCUGCCCAUGACUUUGUCUCCACCAAGGACAGAGGCACAAGGCCAAGUCCAGUUCUUAGCAGCACAGUUUAAGAAGGAUCUUCACAAGCUGGAACACAUGCAGAGGAAGGUGACCAAGAUGGUCAAGGGUCUGGAAACCAAGCCAUAUAUCACAGGGGUGCCCAAACUUUUUUCAAAGAGGGCCAGUGAGGGCC
Podarcis muralis (Common wall lizard) is the source of this 2805-nucleotide messenger RNA. RefSeq names its product coenzyme Q4 (gene COQ4). Gene Ontology annotation, biological process: ubiquinone biosynthetic process. The record is from RefSeq and is a predicted model, not a curated record. Gene Ontology annotation, cellular component: mitochondrial inner membrane; mitochondrion. Lineage: Eukaryota; Metazoa; Chordata; Lepidosauria; Squamata; Lacertidae.